CGGACCGGAGGGCACUGAGGGCAGGGACACAGGGGGAGGGGGGAAACUGGGACAAAGGUGACAGUGACAGGAGCGGCGGAGCUGGCUGCGGGAGACACCUGGUCUCACGGCGGACUCUGCUGACUAGACGCGACGAUGGCUCGCCUGCUGGCUAGCGGCGGUUUCUGGAGAGGAGGCUCCUCGCCUGCCCCCGUGUCUGUAUUCCUCAGGGCGUACGCGUCUGCAAGCGGUGACACUGAGUACUUACACAGAAGCAUCGUCCCUACCAUGCACUUCCAGAAGAGUUUACCCAGGCUGCCAGUCCCUAAGCUAGAAGACAGUAUAAGACGAUACUUGAACGCACAAAAGCCUCUGCUAGACGAUGACCAAUUCAGGAGGACUGAGCAGCUGGCGCAGGCGUUUCAGAGCGGGGAGGGUAAACAGCUGCACGAGGAGUUGGUGCUCCAAGACAAGCAGAACAAACAGACCAGCUAUAUUUCCGGUCCUUGGUUUGAUAUGUAUCUCUGUGCCCGGGAAUCCAUUGUGCUUAAUUAUAACCCCUUCAUGUCCUUCACCCCUGACCCGAGGCCUGAGUAUAACGACCAGCUUCUCCGAGCCACCAAUAUCACCGUGUCUGCUAUGCGUUUGCUAAAGACCAUUCGAGCUGGACAUCUGGAGCCGGAGAUUUUCCACCUUAAUCCGGCAAAAAGCGACACACAGAAGUUUAGGAGGCUCAUCCGCCUUGUACCCUCCUCUCUGUCCUGGUAUGGGGCGUACAUGGUAAAUGCAUACCCCUUAGACAUGUCACAGUAUUUCCGUCUCUUUAACUCCACCCGCCUGCCGCAACUAAACAAGGAUGAACUGGUGACGGAUGAGAAGGGAAGACAUGUCCUGGUGCUCAGGAGGGGGAACUUCUAUGUAUUCGAUGUAUUGGACAGAGAUGGGAACAUAGUGAAAGCAUCGGAAAUUCAAGCCCAUCUAAAACACAUCCUGUCGGACCCCAGCCCAGCUCCUGAAUACCCCUUGGGGUAUCUGACGAGUGAAGAGAGAAACACGUGGGCACGUCUAAGGCAGAAGCUUGUAGACAACAGGAACCAAGAGGCUGUGAGUAAAGUAGAUUCUGCUGUGUUCUGUAUGUGCCUGGACGACUUCCCUGUACAAGACCGCAUCCAGCUAUCGCACAAUAUGCUUCACGGUUCCGGCCUGAAUCGCUGGUUUGAUAAGUCAUUCAGUAUCAUCAUAACAGAGGACGGAACGGCGGCUGUGAACUUCGAGCACUCGUGGGGAGAUGGAGUCGCUGUUCUACGGUUCCAAAAUGAAGUUUAUAAGGACAGCACGGAGCGACCAGCUGUAUCUCCGCAGAGCACCCCAGCUGCCGUGGACUCCAGUCAGGCUGUGCAGAAGCUGAGCUUCAACCUGGACGAAUCGCUGAAAGCCGCAGUAACUAAAGCCAGAAGUGCGUUUGAGGCAGCAGUCAGCUCACUGACCAUAGAAACCAUGGAAUUCAAGAGAGGAGGGAAGGAGUUCCUGAAGACCCAGAAGCUGAGCCCUGACGCCGUAGCGCAGCUCUCCUUCCAGAUGGCAUUCCUGCGGCAGUAUGGGCAAACCACCGCCACGUAUGAAUCCUGCAGCACCGCGGCCUUCAAACAUGGGCGCACAGAGACCAUCCGACCAGCCUCGGUGUAUACCAAGCAGUGCUCCGAGGCUUUUGUGAGACGUACGGCUAACGCAGCUGAACUCCGGGCAAUGCUGAACGAGUGCUCCAAGUAUCACGGGCAGCUGACCAAAGAGGCGGCAAUGGGUCAGGGGUUUGACCGUCACCUCUUCGCCCUGCGAUACCUGGCAGCUGCCAAAGGCAGAUCUAUUCCAGAGCUCUUCCAGGAUCCAGCCUACGCCCGGAUUAAUCAUAACGUCCUGUCUACUAGCACCCUGACCAGCCCAGCUGUGCAGCUUGGGGGCUUCGCCCCGGUGGUCUCUGACGGAUUUGGGGUGGGCUAUGGCGUACAUGAUGACUGGAUCGGUUGCAAUGUGUCUGCGUAUCCAGCUCGCGACGUGAAGCAGUUUGUGCAAGCUGUGCAUCAGUCCUUGGAGGACAUUUUCAAAGUACUGGAGGACAAGUCUGUGACCAAGUAGAAGAUCCGCCAAGAGCUGGACUGCGAGCGAUCUUGGUGCCUUCUGAUGUAAUUGCUGCAGUCUGAGCUUAGUUUAUGCACAGGUUCCGGUGACGUUUGUGCACUGAGUCACAGUAACACACAGGUUCCGGUGACGUUUCUGCACUGAGUCACAGUAACACACAGGUUCCGGUGACGUUUCUGCACUGAGUCACAGUAACACAGGUUCCGGUGAUGUAACCUGACCUAUACGCCUUAUUGGGAAACUACCAACAUUAAGUUUCUGCUCUUGAAUGACUUGUUAGGGAAUAAGCCUCACACCUCAGGGGAAUAGAAUUAAUGGAUAGAAAUAAUAAUUCAGUGGAAGCUGUACACCUGUGUCCUACGCAGAAGGGAGACUGAGACGAGAGAACGUUGAUGAGAUUGCAGACUGUCCACUUACCCCACCCCGCCACCGCCGUGCCUCAGUGAUAUCAGUUACUGGUGAAUGUUGAUUUAUCCCCUAUGAAUAUCAGCCUCCUCCCGCCCCUAUGAAUGAGAGGAAUUUACAUCACAUGCAUAUCUGCGGUGUGGGAUACUGUAAUGUUAUGGUUUAAUAAAGCAAUCCGGAUAUCCUGCCAUGUAGCAGGCACCAUUAUAAAUCAUA
Pseudophryne corroboree (corroboree frog) is the source of this 2736-nucleotide messenger RNA. It is a transcript of the gene CPT2, whose product is annotated as carnitine palmitoyltransferase 2. The transcript has 6 exons. Gene Ontology annotation, cellular component: mitochondrion. Gene Ontology annotation, biological process: fatty acid beta-oxidation. Lineage: Eukaryota; Metazoa; Chordata; Amphibia; Anura; Myobatrachidae. The record is from RefSeq and is a predicted model, not a curated record. The coding region runs from base 136 to 2112 and encodes 658 amino acids. Gene Ontology annotation, molecular function: carnitine O-palmitoyltransferase activity.